AUGCAACUUUUCCUUACAUACUUGCUCGUGGUCAUCUCGGCUGUCACUGCCCUUCCAAUCAAUAAGCGUCUCUAUAGACCAAGCUCUCCGGUAUUUUCGGUGAUUGCUCAUCACGAAGGUGCUGUUUUCCAGUACUACUUGUUGAAGUGGGACGGCUAUGACCUUGUGCUCAACACAGACGAGACUGCCUUCUUUGGCAGAAUCAAGGCCAACAACGACUACAUCUUGAACUUGCCUGGCUCCAACAAGUCUGCAAACGCUUCUCAGAUUGAGCCACACAACACUAACGUUUACGUUAACCCAGAAACUUACCAAUUGUCCACCACCGAAUCUGCUGUGAACGCUAGCAGCGGAUUUGGUAUCACCCACCAGAAGUUGACAUACCAGAACUCUACUGGUUUCUUGGCUUGUCCUGCUAACAACUUCAGAGGUGAAUACUACGUUCACUGGGGUAACAACAACCAGACUGAGUGUCCAAACAAGGCCAGAGGUUACCAGAUUGAGCUCAUUGUCCAAAGCGAUGACACCAUCAACUACAACCCAGAGACUAACAAGUUGAGCAACUCCAGCUUGCCUCUCAUCCCAAAGAGUAAGAGAUUUUACUUUUUCUAA
Messenger RNA from Candidozyma haemuli, 612 nucleotides. RefSeq lists its product as uncharacterized. Lineage: Eukaryota; Fungi; Ascomycota; Pichiomycetes; Serinales; Metschnikowiaceae. The coding region runs from base 1 to 612 and encodes 203 amino acids. The transcript has a single exon. The record is from RefSeq and is a predicted model, not a curated record.